Messenger RNA from Salmo salar (Atlantic salmon), 5510 nucleotides. RefSeq names its product low-density lipoprotein receptor. Gene Ontology annotation, molecular function: calcium ion binding; hormone binding; protein binding. Gene Ontology annotation, cellular component: signaling receptor complex; plasma membrane; apical plasma membrane. Lineage: Eukaryota; Metazoa; Chordata; Actinopteri; Salmoniformes; Salmonidae. Gene Ontology annotation, biological process: receptor-mediated endocytosis. The record is from RefSeq and is a predicted model, not a curated record.
AAAAUAUAAUAUUUCUCCCUGGCACUAGUCCUAGACACAGGCGCACAGUAAGUCCUCUCUAUAUACCCAAACAGUCAUUCGUUUAUCCCAGUUUGUUUUAGCUGUGACUGCAACAUCCACAAAGAUAUAGAAGCAUCUCUCAGUUGAGUUGAAAUAGUGCUGUUCAGUAGGCUAGCUGUCAAACAUUUUGCGUGCCGGGUGGUCGAUAUUAGACCAAGAAGAAACACUUCGAAUUGCGUAGAAGCCCAAAGGAGAAAAGAUGCUACCGACUCGUGUGGGAAUCACCGGGCUGACAGCAUGUUGCCUGGUGUUGCUUUCUCACUGUUUUGCUCCUACAGAUGCUGCGUAUACAUGUGGGACAAGUCAGUUCAGGUGUGGCAACGGGAAAUGUAUCACCAGCCGGUGGGUGUGUGACGGAGCUGAUGACUGUGGUGAUGGAACUGACGAGCUGUCAGCCGCCUGUGAGGCUAAGACCUGCCUGCCCACUGAGUUCAGCUGUGGAGGCCCACUGAACAAGUGUAUCUCCGGAACGUGGCACUGUGAUGGCAAAGCUGACUGUGACAAUGGAGCUGAUGAGAAGAGCUGUGCCGCAAAGAACUGCACCGACGACGAGUUCCAAUGCUCCAACGGUCAGUGCAUCGCCGUCUCCUUCGUGUGCGACAAGGACAAGGACUGUUCCGAUGGUUCUGAUGAGACUUCCUGUCCCACCGCCACCUGCGGUCCCAACGCCUUCCAGUGUAACAACACUGUGUGUGUACCGCGUCUCUGGGCCUGCGACGGCGACGCCGAUUGUGCCGACGGUUCAGACGAGUGGCCCCAGAACUGUGGCGGGAGGGACACCAAACCGACAACAAAGCCAUGUGGGCCACAUGAAUUCCACUGUGGGAGUGGGGAGUGUAUCCAUAGGAGUUGGAGCUGUGAUGGAGGCAAGGACUGUCAGGAUAAUUCAGAUGAAACCAACUGCAGUCGGCCCACUUGCCAGCCAGAUGAGUUUCAGUGUAACGAUGGCUCCUGUAUCCAUGGUAGCCGUCAGUGUGACCGCCAGUUUGACUGCAAGGAUCUGAGCGAUGAGAUGGACUGCAAGAGCGUGGAUGCGUGUGAGGGCCCGAAUAACUUCAGGUGUAAGAGUGGGGAGUGCAUCACCGUGGACAAGGUGUGCAACAGGCAGAAAGACUGCCGAGACAUGUCCGACGAACCUAUCAGGGAGUGUGGCAACAACGAGUGUUUGACCAAUAACGGCGGUUGCUCUCACACCUGUACCGACCUGAAGAUUGGCUUCAAUUGCUCCUGUCCUGCUGGGUACAGUCUGGGGAAGGACAACAGGAAAUGUGAAGACAUUGAUGAGUGUGCUGACCCAGACACCUGUACCCAGAUCUGUGUGAACAUCCUGGGAAGUUACAAGUGUGAGUGUGAGGAGGGCUACGAACUGGACCCCAAGACCAAGACCUGCAAGGCUGCCACAGGUACUGUCCCCUACCUGUUGUUCACCAACCGCCAUGAGGUGAGGAAGAUGACUUUGGACCGUAGAGAGUACGUCCCUCUCAUCCCCAGACUGAAGAGCGUGGUGGCCCUGGACAUGGACAUGCCUGGACACAAGAUCUUCUGGUCUGACCUGCACCACAGGAAGAUCUACAGCGCUGACAUGAACUUGGCAGGAGACUCCUCCCACCACAGCGUGGUGAUUGACAGCCAGAUGGAGGCGCCGGAGUGUCUGGCCGUCGACUGGAUUCACGGUAACAUCUAUUGGACGGACAGUGUGCUCCAGACCAUCUCCGUGGCAACCACGGACGGAACACGGCGAAAGACGCUGAUAAGCGAAGGACUGGAGAAACCAAGAAGCAUCGUGGUGGACCCAGCCAACAACUUCAUGUACUGGACUGACUGGGGCAACGAGGCCAAGAUCGAGAAGAGUGGGCUGAACGGUGCCAACCGCGUCGCCUUGGUAACGGACAACAUCAUGUGGCCCAACGGCAUCACGCUUGACAUGGUUAACCAGCGUCUGUACUGGGUGGACUCUAAGAUGCACACCCUCUCCAGCAUCGGCGUAAACGGAGAAGGACGACACACACUCAUUUUCAACGAGGACAAGCUGGCUCACCCCCUCUCUGUCGCCGUCUUUGAGGAGAAAGUAUUCUGGACCGACAUGGGCGACAGAGCAGUCAUGAGUGCCAACCGCCUGACAGGAAAUGACAUCACUGUACUGGCAGAGGACCUGUUGCAGCCAGAGGACAUCAUUGUAUACCACAACCUCAAGCAGCCCAUCGGAAAGAACUGGUGCACAGAGAAAAACUUUGUGAAUGGAGGUUGUGAGUUCCUAUGUCUGCCUGCUCCUCAGAUCAACCAACACUCCCCCAAAUACACCUGUGCCUGUCCUGAUCACAUGACCCUCGGCCUGGACAUGAGGAAGUGUGUGGCAGCUCCAACAACUACCGCUCCCCCCACCACUCCCAAAACUGCAGCCCCCAUCCCUACCUGGGCCCCAACCAAACAGCCAGCUCGUCCCACUUCCACCACAACUACAACUACCUCCUCUGCCCGCCGGGCCCAGCCCCAGGACCCUGAUAGGUCCUCGACCACUCACAGUCCACAGGAAACUGCGGUGACAGGUCAAAGUGGCUAUGUUGCCAUGCCCAAAGUAGCUGAGACAUCACACCAUACUGUGCUCUACAUUGUCUUACCUAUCAUGAUGAUGUGCCUGGUGCUGUUUGGUGCAGUGUUGCUAUGGAGACACUGGAGGCUGAAGAACACCAACACCAUCCACUUUGACAACCCCGUGUACCAGAAGACCACAGAGGACGAGUUGCACAUCUGUAGAAACCACAGCCAGGACGGAUACACCUACCCACAGAGACAGAUGGUGAGCCUGGAAGAAGACCUGGCAUGACUAGUAGAAGAAGAAGAAGUGGAUAUGAAGAAUUGUAUUUAAAGAGAGAGAGAUUUUUGUUUGAAAAAGUGACAAACAAAAAACAAUGGAGGUCAUUUUAACCCUAAUGCUACUGACACGUCCUUUCCAAUCGUAUGAUGAUGACCAUAGUUCCUGGCUUCCUGUUCCGAAGAUUACGUUCCGACCUCAACACUGUGCUGCCAUCCAAGACGAAGAAGAAGGAAAAAAGAAACACAAAAGAAAAAAAACUUGGUUGCCGUGGAAACCCAUCCCAAAAAAAAGGAAUGAAAGAAGAAUAAACAUACAAACGGAAUCACACAGAAAAUGACUUGGUAGCGUUGUGGUCUCGAACACAACCCUGAAGAGAAAAAAACAUCUGGAGGCCAUUUUGUCAAACAUCGGAAGGACUUGAAAAUGAAAGACACAGUAAAUGCACAGUUGGACUGUAGUUGUCCGUUCUUUCAUAAUGUAAGAGCUCUUACCUAGGUGGCCUGGUCCCAAAUGUAUGUAUUUUUGGCUAACUCCUCGUCAGAGAGAAGAAUAAAUGUCUAAGCACAUAAUGUACAGAUUUGGUACCAGGCUAGGUCCUGGACCAUGGCUCUUUGACACAUGGAAGUUCAAAAUGAUAACCAUCUAACACAGCUUCCACUUUGUUUGUUUUUGUUACAUAUCACUUAGCAGCUCUUUUGUAAAUGAGUGUACAUUUGGCUACUUACUGUAAAAUAGGCCAACUUUUAUUCUAAUGUUGCAUAAGAUUGUGCAUAGCGCUGUACAGCAGACGUCCUACACUUCCAACCCAUUUGAUUCUUGAGUUCAGUUUGAUCCCACUUCCUUUGUCAGCCUGACAAAAGCACUAGAAAACACAAUUAGCACGAUAUGAAGAACGUGUUGAAGAUUGUGAGUUUAAAACAGGCUGCAGUCAAAAAGCUGUCUUGUCAUAUCUUUUUAAGGUCAAAAAUGGUACCUAGUUUGUAUGUUUAUGGUGUACUUACCAAUGGACAUUGAGACCUCUGGAUGACCUUAUCGCCUGACAUUGACACAUGCACGUCCAUAGUCACUUAGCACCAAACAUCACCACAUCUUAAAGUGGAGACUUUCCCAGGGGGGACAUUGAACUAUGGUGUGACACUACUCUGAGCUGAAACGUGAGAUGUCGGCACUACUCAAAGCUAAAACGUGAGUUGUCGGCACUACUCAAAGCUAAAACGUGUGAGCUGUCAUUGGUAUCUUUACAUAUUUGUGCCUUUGCCAUCAUCAAUGCAAGCAUUUCUAUACUCACUCCAGCAAUGUGUGUAAUGUCUAGUGACGUACAUGUUCUUACGGUAUGUGGUAUACAGUGUUUAGAAGAACCCAAAUGCCUUAUGACCUCCUUUCACUAUAGCUGACAUAAUAGUUAUCUUGCCUUUGCAUGUGCAGCAGACAUUCUGUCUCUUGGUAUAUAUGAUCUUAUAGCCCCUGUCAACUGUUGCCUUACACAAGUUAGUGAGUUGAGUUGUUGCCUUAUAUCUGGUUAUGGCUUUACACGCCUUGUGCAUUUUCGAUAUAUUCCAAUUUGUGCAUCAACAAGUUACAUCUAAAUCGAUGAGCAUUGUUUGUUUUGUGGCCAAUUUUAAAGGUAGCUGAAUGCCUGUAGCUGAAUGCCUGUAGCUGAAUGCCUGUAGCUGAAUGCCAGUAGCUGAAUCUGAAUGCCUGUAGCUGAAUGCCAGCAGCUGAAGGCCAGUUGAAGGCCUGUAGCUGAAGGCUAGUUGAAGGCCACUGGUUUAUGUCUGUAUGCUACUCACUGUUCUAAAGAGUUAAGCCAUGAAGAAAACACCCUCCGUUUGAUUUUUUUAUUAAGGUGGAAAGCUGACAAAAUAAAUGAUGGUGAAUGAUGUUGAAUGACAUCCUGGUAUGAUAUGACAAUACUAAUUAUUAUUUUUGAGAAUAUGUAUAUAGUUUGUAUGUUUCUGUAAAUACUACAUCCUCAGUUCGCUGUGGUAUCACCCUGUUCAUUUUGUACAUUUUAAAACGUGAAAAAUAUGUUGUACAUAUUACAGAUUCAUUUUAUUUAUUUAUAUAUAUACAUAUAUAAAUAUCUUGAUUGUCUGCUUUCUAUUCCCAAGCCCUCGUGUCUACUGUGAAUGGUUACACAGUUGUUAAUAUUGUCCCAUCAUAACCAACCAACCAAUGUUCAUUAUCUUGAUUCAUUAUCCAUUGAAUCAUUAUCUUGGUUGUGUGAAUGACACUACUGGUUCUGAACAGCGGUGUAAAGUUCAGAUCCAUAUAAAGACAUAUAUCUAUGGUUCUGGUGAAGUUAACGUUUGUUCUGUUAUAUUGUUGUGCUUUCAUUCAAAGCUGAUUGAAGAUCUUACAUUUUAUAGACUAAAUUGCCCCUGUUGUGCAGUGUUUUAUGACAUCAGUUGUGAUCAUGGUUAUCAGUUGUGGUGUGUAAAGCACAAUGUUGUGUAUCACCCUAAGAUGUACGAGUCCACAGGACAGAGCACCAGCUGCAGCUUGCCUGUUACAUGCAAAAUGCUCUUCUUUUUUAUUCUUCAUUAUCCUGUUCAGUGAAUCCAAUCUCAAAGUGACCAUUUGUUUUGUUUGUGUUGUGAUUAUUUUGUUAAAUAAAAGAUAAAUAAUGAUCAAG